Diutina rugosa is the source of this 1845-nucleotide messenger RNA. RefSeq lists its product as uncharacterized. Gene Ontology annotation, cellular component: cortical actin cytoskeleton. The transcript has a single exon. Gene Ontology annotation, molecular function: actin filament binding. The coding region runs from base 1 to 1845 and encodes 614 amino acids. Gene Ontology annotation, biological process: actin filament depolymerization; positive regulation of actin filament depolymerization. The record is from RefSeq and is a predicted model, not a curated record. NCBI's taxonomy places the organism in Eukaryota, Fungi, Ascomycota, Pichiomycetes, Serinales, Debaryomycetaceae.
AUGAUCUCGCCCCAGCAAUUGGUGCCGCCGAACCCGCUGACCACCCGAGCUCAGCUGGUGCAUCUUUCCUACGAUAGGCACCACCAGCGGCUUGCCUAUGCCGCCAACAAUUCCGUGAUCAUCCGCCCCGUCGACCCCACCGACGCCACUACCGUCCCCACCCAAUUCACCGGCCAUGGCGCCAACGCCACCACCGUGGCCGAAUUUGCUCCCCUGGGUAACUAUAUCGCCUCGGGGGAUGUCACCGGGAUGGUGAAGAUCUGGGAUUGUGCCGUUUUGAGCGGUCCCGCCGCCGCUGACCGGGACCCGUUUGCUCAGCCUACGGUGAAGCUGGAGUUCCCGAUUAUCGCUGGCCCCAUCCGCUCCAUCGCCUGGGACGCCGACCUGGCGCGUGUGAUUGCUGUUGGUGAAGGUAAGGAUAAGUUUGGCCGCUGUUUUACUUGGGAUUCCGGUAACUCGGUCGGGGAGAUUAUGGGCCACUCCGGUGCCGUCCAGGCUGUGUCUAUUAGACCUCAACGUCCUUAUCGUGCAGUAGCUGGCGGUGACGAUAAAGCGGUGGUGUUCUACCAAGGGCCACCUUUCAAAUUUGAUAAGACGUUAAGGGGUAACCAUCUGAAUACCGUGAGAGACGUCAAGUUCUCGCCUCAAGGUACCUAUUUUGUUUCCGUGGGUCUGGACCGAGCCAUUGUCGUGUACGAUGGCAAGACUGGUGAUGUGUUAUCGACUAAAGCACAAGCCCACCAGGGGGGGAUCUACGCGGUGCUGUGGCUCUCGGACGAUGAGUUUAUCACUGCCAGUGCUGAUGGCACUCUCAGACAAUGGAAGGCCUCGGCCCUUGAUUCCGAACCGUUUACCUACGUGGUAUCGCUGAAGCCUACUGUUGACGAACAGCAACUUGGUGUUGUUGUCGCCGGAGACUGGAUCGUGUCGGUGGGUUUCAACGGGGUGCUUCUGUACUUCACUGUGGGUGAUGCUGAAGUGAAACACUCGGUUAAAGGCCACCAAAAGCCCCUCACCACAGUGGCAGUGCCCACUGCUGAAGCCGUGGUCAGUGGUCUGAAUGAUGGUACCGUAUUCCAAUGGCAACGCAAGCAGGGAGUGAUCCAGCCGUUCCCUCAACCAGGCCCUCGUCAUGCCAAUUAUGUCGUCGAUUUAAUUGCCACUAAGGAAGGGGUGCAGCUGGUGGGUUGGGAUGAUAAGUUGAUCAAUGGUGACCACCAAGCUACCCUUCCCGAACAACCGAAGCAAGCGGUGUACGAUGCUGCUCACGACUUGGUCUACGUGGUGGGGGAGCUGCUGAUUACUACCUACCUGGGAUCGUCGUCUGAACAUAAGGAUAAGAUUGCUUUGAACUAUACGGCGCUGGGGUUGGCGUUGGUGCCUAACUCGCAAACCAUACUUGUGCUUGACGCCACCAACAACCAAGUGGUAGUCUACGAAGGGUCACAGGAGAAGCAGAGGUGGGAAAAGCUCCGGGCUGCUCCCGUGGUGGUGCGUGUCUCUCCUGAUGGCCAGUACGCAGCCGUGGCCGAUUCUUUCGGCAAGUAUGUGGUUUACAACGUUAAGGAUGGCCUGGUAGUGACGCUGAGAUGGGCGUUCCACACUGCGCGUGUCUACGACGCCCAGUGGCUGCCGGACCUGAAGUACGUGGUAUCUGUCGGUUUGGAUUGUCAAGUGAUUGUGUUUUCCAUUGGUCGUCCGGCAAAGCUGGCCAAGUACCCGUUAGCUCACCAGACGGGUGUACUGGGAGUGGCGUGGACCGAUUACGACCAAGGACGCUUCGUCACGGUGGGGAUGGACGGCGUGAUUAAACAAUGGCAAGUCGACUUGAAGCAAUUUGACUAA